Messenger RNA from Cucurbita maxima (winter squash), 2245 nucleotides. Its product is annotated as WD repeat-containing protein 26 homolog. The record is from RefSeq and is a predicted model, not a curated record. The transcript has 5 exons. NCBI's taxonomy places the organism in Eukaryota, Viridiplantae, Streptophyta, Magnoliopsida, Cucurbitales, Cucurbitaceae. The coding region runs from base 291 to 2078 and encodes 595 amino acids. Gene Ontology annotation, molecular function: protein binding.
GUUUGGGGAUUGGAUUGCGCUGAAUCGUGUUUUUCUAAGUUUGAUUGUGUUUGCUUUAGUUAUACGACGUCGUUUUCUCUCUUUUUAGCCAUAUAGUUUACUGCAGAUUGCAUCUAGAGUUCCUUUAAAGUGAUGAAAGUUGAUCUAACUGGAUGAUUGAAAUGUGUUUAGAUUCAGAUAUGUUGCUAUAAGCUGUUGUUUUCGGGAAUGUCGAAAACAUGUUUCGAUUUGGAAUUAUUGACUGUGUGUUCUUGCUUCUCUUGUUAUAUAUGGGCUGAGGUGUGCAUUUCAUGGGAGGUUUAGAGGAUGAAGAACCAGCCUCCAAACGCAUGAAAGUAUCGCUAGAGAAAUUGAAGGGACUGUCAAACGGUUCAGCUGUGGUAGAGCGUUUGGGGGGCUCUUCAAGAGACUUGAUGGCUCGCCCCCUACAAUCCGAAGGGGACAGUGGUGAUGUUAUUGGUACUAAGGGAGUGAUAAGAAGAGUAGAGUUUGUUAGAAUAAUAGCCAAUGCAUUGUAUUCUCUUGGUUACGAGAAGACUGGUGCUUAUCUAGAAGAGGAGUCCGGGAUACCCCUAUAUUCUCCGGCUGUUAACGUCCUCAUGCAGCAAAUUCAUGACGGGAAAUGGGAUGAAAGUGUUGAAACUCUGCAAAAAAUUGGUCUACCGGAUGAGCACGUUGUUCGAUCAGCUUCUGUUUUGGUAUUAGAACAGAAAUUCUUUGAGCUUGUUGAAAGGGACGAAGUCACUGAAGCUUUGCGGACACUGAGGACUGAGAUUGCUCCAUAUCACAUUAAUGAACACAGAAUUCGUGAGCUCUCCUCCUGCUUGGUUGCUCCGUCAAUGAGGGCUCAAGUCAAUUCAUACAGUCAACAAAGUGCUAAGGCCAAGGCUCGCACACAAUUGCUGGAGGAAUUGCAGAAACUUCUUCCUGCAUCUCUUAUGAUACCGGAAAAAAGGUUGGAAUAUUUAGUUGAACGCGCCCUUUUGUUACAACGCGAUGCUUGCACUUUCCAUAACUCCUUAAGCAACGAGAUGUCGUUGUAUACAGAUCAUGAUUGUGGGAAAAAUCAGAUUCCUUCUCAAACUUUACAGGUGUUACAAGAUCACGACGAUGAAGUUUGGUUUCUACAAUUUUCUCACCAUGGGAAAUACUUGGCUUCAUCUUCCAGUGACCGAUCAGCGAUUAUAUGGGAGGUAGACUUAAAGGGAAGACUUUCUUUGAAGCACAAACUGUUAGGUCAUGAGCAACCGAUCUCUAUGGUCUCGUGGAGUCCUGAUGAUAGUCAGCUACUCACAUGUGGGGUGGAGGAAGCUGUCAGGCGUUGGGAAGUCGCCACAGGCGAGUGCCUCCAUGUUUAUGAAAAAGCUGGUCUUGGACUGGUUUCUUGUGGCUGGUUUCCCGAUGGAAAGCAUAUACUCGCAGGCGUUAACGAUAAGAGUAUCUGCAUGUGGGAAUUAGACGGGAACGAGUUGGAAGGUUGGAAGGGUCAAAGAACUCUUAAGAUAUCCGACUUGGAAAUAACCAAUGAUGGGAAGAAGAUUAUCAGUAUCUGUAGAGAGACUGCAAUAUUGCUGCUCGACAGGGAGUUGCUCAUCGAUAAAUUGAUCGAAGAGGAUCAAACAAUAACAUCUUUUCAAUUGUCGAGGGAUAAUAAGUUCCUACUAGUAAAUCUUAUGAACCAAGAAAUCCAUCUGUGGAGUUUGGAAGGCGAGGCCGAGUUAGUUACAACAUACACAGGUCACAAGCGCACCCGAUUUGUGAUUCGGUCCUGUUUUGGAGGGCUCAACCAGGCGUUUAUUGCAAGCGGUAGCGAGGACUCACUGGUAUAUAUAUGGCAUAGAGGGACAGGGGAGGUAAUAGAGGCAUUGGAAGGGCACUCAGGGUCAGUGAACUGUGUGAGUUGGAAUCCUGCAAAUCCACACAUGUUGGCAUCGGGGAGUGACGACCGUACGAUUAGAAUAUGGGGGUUAAGAGGGGUGGAUGCGGUGAAAUGCAAGAAUAAUAUUGAACAAUACAGCAAUAGCAAUGGCGGCAUCCUCCAUUAUAGCAAUGGCAAUGGCAAUGGAGGAACUUGUUGAAGAACAAAAUGCUUCCUUUUUUCUUCACUCACACCCAUUUGUAACCCUUUUUAUUCUGUAAAUACUCUUCCCUUCAGUUGUUUCUUUCCAAGUUGACAUUCAAUGUCCUUCAAUAUGCAUCAUGAAGUCAUCUCUAUUUAAUAAAAUCCCCCUUUUUUAAAGAAAAA